Messenger RNA from Humulus lupulus (European hop), 2020 nucleotides. RefSeq names its product glucuronoxylan 4-O-methyltransferase 3-like. Gene Ontology annotation, biological process: xylan biosynthetic process. Gene Ontology annotation, molecular function: glucuronoxylan 4-O-methyltransferase activity. NCBI's taxonomy places the organism in Eukaryota, Viridiplantae, Streptophyta, Magnoliopsida, Rosales, Cannabaceae. The record is from RefSeq and is a predicted model, not a curated record. The coding region runs from base 642 to 1559 and encodes 305 amino acids. The transcript has 2 exons.
CCUAGAUUCAACGCCUAAACUUCUAAGCCAGUACUUCUAUAUUCUAUUCCCUCCAACUCAAUAAUUUUCUUAAUCCUUACCCAAUUUUAUACACCAAAUCAUUAACCCCAACCACCUUACACUACACCUCACAUCUUUCAGAUACAAGAAAACGAUGUUAGUAUACAUAUAUUUUAAAUCAUAACAAUAAUCAAACCACAAGAUGAUUAUUAUUAUUAUUAUUUAAUCAACAGACCCAUUUCUUGGUCUACCAACCUUAGUUUUUAUUUUGGUACCAAACGUUGCGGUAGUAGUUGCUUUGUUAUUGUAAUAAUUUGUAUACGCCAAAAUCAAAAUAUUUUCAAAUACAUAAAAUGUUUAAUUUGAUGGUUAAAAAACUUAAAAUCGUAGUCUUUGCAUGUGAGAAAAAUGACUAUUUUUUUUUUUUGAGUCUUUUAAUCAACAACUUUAAAUAAAAUAAAAGACCCUUUUUUCUCUUUCCUAUAAUUUGAUCAUCAAAGUCUUCUCAUUUUUGUUAGAACAGAUGGAAAUAAAAACCUCAAAUCAACAUCCACAGAUAACAAACCCAACAUUACACUACUUGUUCUUCUCUCAUCAAACUUCCAAACCCAGAAUUCUCUUCAGAUUAAGAGAGAGAAACCAUGAGGUUGAGGAACAAAGUAGCUCAACUUUCCACAACUAAAAAACUCAUCUUCUCCUUAGUAUUUCUCUUCUUCCUCAUUCUCGUAUUCAGAUCAAACUUCUCUUCUCCAACCACAGUUGUCUCAAAUUCAAAUCAAAAGACUCCUACAACGUCUACAGUAGUAAAAACCACAAACGACGACUGUACUCCCAACAGUACUAUAACCAAUGCUUCCCCAGUACAAACAUGCAUCAAAACGCCGUCGUCUCUGGCCAACGCACUGGUCCACUACGUCACCUCCAACAUAACCCCACAACAGACCCUCAAAGAAAUUUCAGUCUCGAUGAGAAUCCUCGAGAAGAGGUCGCCAUGCAACUUCCUCGUCUUCGGGCUAGGCCACGACAGCCUCAUGUGGGCCGCCCUCAACCACGGCGGCCGCACGGUCUUUCUCGAGGAAGACAACUCUUGGAUCGAGCAAAUACGGCGUCGUAUGCCGGGUCUGGAGUCGUACCACGUGGAAUACGACACCAAAGUCCACCAGGCCGACGAGUUGAUGAAGAUCGGCACUGACGAGGCCGGGGAGGAGGGCUGUCGAGUCGUGGGGGACCCGCGAUUCUCCACGUGUCGCCUCGCGCUUAAGAAUUUUCCCAGUGACGUGUACGAUACCGAGUGGGACCUGAUUAUGGUCGACGCGCCUACCGGGUAUGUUCCCCACGCGCCGGGAAGGAUGACGGCUAUAUACACGGCGGGGCUCAUGGCGAGGAAUAGGGAGAGCGGCGAGACUGACGUGUUCGUCCAUGACGUGGAUCGGCCCGUAGAGGAUAAAUUCUCUAAGGCUUUUCUUUGCCAAGGGUACUUGACUCAACAAGAAGGCAGGCUGAGGCAUUUCACUAUUCCUAGCCACAGAGCCCGUCUCGGUAGACCAUUUUGCCCUUGAGAUAGAGUUGACUAUUCAAGAAAACACAUUCUGAGCGUGACUAGACCCUUUCUGAGAGUGAUCGGGUCAAGGCUGAGGUGAUUGUGCUGGAGUCCAAGCUCGGAGCAACACCAAAGAAGCUAGCCAAAGCCCAGGGCAAGGCUCAGGGCUAACGAGGACCAACCGAGAGGAGUUUGAUCGAGAGAAAGUCAAGUCGAACCAGUGCAAUGAGAGGCACUUGAGGAGAACACAAUCGAGGACGACAUGCACCAUAUCAGCCCAUGUCAAGGGAGUGGUUCCCGAGGACACUACAUAACACUACAUAGUGCCACCAGCUCGGUACCCAUCAAUCCAAGACCAAGGGUAUCUAAGGGUAUGAUUGGUUGAGAAUUCAAAUAGUAUUUUAAGUUUUUGAAUACUUAUAAUAUAAAUGGGUCCACAUGAUAUUUGAUUGGUAUAUGAUUUUCUAAAACAAACUCAUA